Molecule: messenger RNA, 2738 nt
Organism: Calypte anna (Anna's hummingbird)
Lineage: Eukaryota; Metazoa; Chordata; Aves; Apodiformes; Trochilidae
Product: protocadherin beta-16-like
Exons: 2
Coding region: 84-2663 (859 amino acids)
Biological process (GO): homophilic cell-cell adhesion
Cellular component (GO): plasma membrane
Molecular function (GO): calcium ion binding
Source: RefSeq, a predicted model, not a curated record
GAGAAGGGGUUGGUCGGGAGGUUUGAGCCCCCCGGCCGCGGGAUUGCUGAGCAAGAGCGCUGUGGGUCGGAGGCCGGUGCAGAAUGGUGGGAGCCCCGCAGGAGGGUGGAUGGCUUUUCUGGAGGCUGCUGGCGUGUGGGAGACGGAGCGGAGGCAGGCAGAGGCAAGUGCUCUUGUUUCUUGUGUGCGUUUGCGUGUGGCAGAGCGGGGCGGAAAGGCUGCGGUAUUCUGUGGCGGAGGAAAUGGAGAGGGACUCGUUUGUGGGCAACAUUGCAGAGGAGCUGGGGGUGGCUCCGAGCCAGCUGUCGGCUCGCAAGGCCCGCAUUGUGUCCGAGGGGAAGGAGCAGCUUUUCCGGCUCGAUCCAAGCAGCGGCGUCCUGACAGUCAAGGAGUCUCUGGACCGGGAGGAGAUCUGCCCGCAGAGCGCUACCUGCACGCUGUAUUUUAAGAUCUUCCUUGAAAAUCCGCUGCAGCUGAUGCGAGGGGAGGUGGAGGUUCGUGACGUGAACGACAAUUCCCCCGUGUUCCCGGUAAAGGAGAUGCUUUUAAAGAUUCCCGAAACGACACCACCCGGGUCUCGUUUCCCUCUGAAAAGCGCCCAAGACCGUGACGUAGGCACUAAUGGUUUGCAGAACUACAGCCUUGAGGCCAAUUCCCAUUUCUCAAUCGCUCUCGAGGCAAAGAAAGAUGGAAAAAAAUACGCGGAGCUGGUGCUGGAGCGUCAUCUGGACCGGGAGGAGCAGCGAGAGCUGAAUUUACUGCUGACGGCCACCGACGGGGGCUCUCCACCCAGGUCGGGCACAGCUCGGGUCCGUAUCGUGGUUCUGGAUGCCAAUGACAACAUUCCGAAAUUCGAUCGGGAGGUCUACGAGGUGCGGGUGAUGGAGAAUAGUCCCGAGGGACAGCUGGUCGUAAGAGUAGUGGCCACGGAUCCCGACGAUGGGUCCAAUGGGAAGGUGAGUUAUGCCUUCACUGAAACACAAGAUGAAACGCUCCAGAUGUUCGAGCUGGACCCCGAAACUGGGGAGAUUCGUGUGGCGGGCAACCUGGACUUUGAAGAGGUGAAAAGCCACGAGAUGGUGGUGACAGCCACCGACGGCGGGAGUCUGUCUGCACAUUGCAAAGUGCAGGUGGAGGUGCUGGACGUGAAUGACAACGCCCCGGAGAUAACGCUGACGUCCGUCAGCGCCUCCAUCGCCGAGGACGCGCCGCCCCGCAGCGUGGUGGCCCUGUUGAGCGUGCGGGACCGCGACUCCGGCGAGAACGGGAGGACGGAGUGCUGGAUCGACGGGGACUUGCCGUUCAGCCUGACGCCGACGUUUGAGAAUUACUACGAGGUGCGAACAACGGCGGCGCUGGACAGGGAGAGGAGGGCGGAGUAUAACAUCAGCGUGAGGGCCCGGGACUGGGGCAGGAGGCGGCUGAGCUCGCGGGAAGUGAUCUCGGUGCAGAUCUCGGACGUGAACGACAACCCGCCCGAGUUCAGCCGGGAGGUUUACACGCUGUGGGUGGUGGAGAACAACAGCCCGAUGGUGCGUGUCGGGAGCGUGUCGGCGAGGGACGCGGACGCGGGGAGCAACGCGCGCGUGACGUACCGGGUGUCGGGCGGGGAGGGCGAGGAGCGUCCGUGCGUGUCGGUGAACUCGGCGAGCGGGGAGGUUUACGUGGUGCGGGCGCUGGACUACGAGGAGGUGCGCGCCUUGGAGGUGUCGGUGGUGGCUGCGGACGGGGGCUCUCCGUCGCUGAGCGCGCAGGCGGUGGUGCGCGUGGUGGUGCGGGACGAGAACGACAACGCGCCGGUGGUGCUGCACCCGUCGCCGGAGAGCAGGGUGUGGUGGGGCGAGGUGGUGCCGCGCGGGUCUCCGUCGGGCUACCUGGUGGGCAAGGUGGUGGCGGUGGACGCGGACGCGGGUCAGAACGCGUGGCUGUCGUACGAGGUGUGGAAGGCGACGGAGCCGGGUCUGUUCCGCGUGGGGCUGCACAGCGGCGAGGUGCGGACGGCGCGGGCCGUGUCGGAGAGGGACGCGUCCCGGCAGAGGCUGGUGGUGCUGGUGCGAGACCGCGGGCAGCCGCCGCGCUCGGCCACCGCCACGCUGGGCAUCGCCCUGGUGGACGGCUUCUCGGACGCGCGUUGGCGGGGCGGCGAGGACGAGGCGGCGGAGGCGGCAGCGGCGGGGUCGGAGUCGGAUUCGGAUUCGGAGGAGCCACUGACCCUCUACCUGAUCGCCUCGCUGGCCUGCGUGUCGGCGCUGUUGGUGGCCACGGGCGUGGCGGCGGUGGUGGCGAAGGUGCGUGGGGCGCGGUCCGAGAGCUUGCCCACGUUCCCCGCGGCUGUGUCGGAGAGCACGGCGGGCUCCCUGCCCCGCAGCUACGUCUACGACAUCUGCUUCGCCGGCGGCAGCGUCAACAGCGAGUUCCGCUUCCUCAGGCCGCUCUUGCCCUGCUUCCCCGCCGGGCUGCCCCCGGGCCCGGGCGAGCAGCGCAGCUCCGUGUGCUCGCAGGAGGCGACCAACCUCGGGGAAGAAGGCGACUGGGCUGCACAGGCCAGAGCUCCCCUGUCUGAAGACCCAGGGCCCAGAGCUGCAGGAGCAGCUUGUGCAGGAAACCAGGGGAUGGAGCUAAAUGUCAGUUCUGAUCAGAACCCUUGGCUGACCCCUCAGUAAGUGAGGAGAAAGACAAGUGUGUCUGUCCUCCCUGGUGAUGUCCUCAUGGGGAAAGGAGAACAAAGAGCAAACACC